Messenger RNA from Globicephala melas (long-finned pilot whale), 771 nucleotides. RefSeq names its product serine protease 2 (gene PRSS2). Gene Ontology annotation, molecular function: serine-type endopeptidase activity. NCBI's taxonomy places the organism in Eukaryota, Metazoa, Chordata, Mammalia, Artiodactyla, Delphinidae. Gene Ontology annotation, biological process: proteolysis. The record is from RefSeq and is a predicted model, not a curated record.
AUGAAUCCACUGCUGAUCGUUGCCUUUGUGGGAGCUGCUGUUGCUUUUCCCACGGACGAUGAUGACAAGAUCAUAGGGGUCCACACCUGUGCAGCGCAUUCCAUCCCCUACCAGGUGUCCCUGAACUCCGGUUACCACUUCUGCGGGGGCUCCCUCAACAGUGACCAGUGGGUGGUGUCCGCGGCUCACUGCUACAAGUCGCCUUUACUGUGCUUCGCCCGCAAUGGCCGCCUCCAGGUGAGGCUGGGAGAGCGCAACGUCGACGUCCUGGAGGGCCGUGAGCAGCUCGUCGACGCGGCCAAGAUCGUCUGCCACCCCAACUCCAGCAGCUGGACUCUGAACAGUGACAUCUUGCUGAUCAAACUCUCCUCGCCUGCGGUCAUCGAUGCCCGGGUGCCCACCUUAGCUCUGCCCAGCGCCUGUGCGCCCGCUGGCACCCAGUGCCUCAUCUCCGGCUGGGGCAACACCCUGAGCUCUGGAGUCAACUACCCCGAGCUGCUGCAGUGCCUGGACACCCCACUGCUGAGUCAGGCCGAGUGUGAAGCCUCGUACCCUGGACAGAUCACUGACAACGUGGUCUGCGCCGGCUUCCUCGAGGGAGGCAGUGAUUCGUGCCAGGGUGACUCUGGCGGCCCUGUGGCCUGCAACGGAGAGCUCCAGGGCAUUGUUUCCUGGGGCUCUGGCUGUGCCCAGAAGGGCAAGCCUGGGGUCUACACCAAGGUCUGCGACUAUGUGGACUGGAUUCAGCAGACCAUCGCUGCCAACAGCUAA